UUUUGCACGCCUCCUCUAGCGCCCAAGCAGUUAGCCUACACGAAAGAGCCCAAUCGGUUUAUUUUGCACCUAAUGAUGCAUCUCGCUCGUUUGCCGUUUCUGGGCCAGCCUCGUCAGGAGAGCCAUCUCCACAUCGCUCUGGCAGCGCAAUGCGCAUUACCGCAUACGAAAGACUACACCGUUAAGAUUUGGCCUUCCCCGGCUUCUGAUUAUAUACAUCUCGUGGAUUGCUAUAUAGUUUCCAAUGUGCGCCACAUAGCCUUGUCACACCCCAGUCACUCGUUCCCUUCGUGCUACUACCUGCUUCUCCUCGUUACAUCCUAGUGUGCGAGCUGUAUUAUUUUUUCCAUUCUUCUGUUGUGAUUCCAUUCUUUUGCACAACAUGCGUCUUUCGCUAUUCGCUUCAGGCCUUUUGGCCGCCGUCUCUUAUGCCGCGCCGCUGGCUGAGAGGGCUGAAGGCAAACUCGUCUUCGCCCAUUUCAUGAUGGGCACCCAAGCGGCCAGGACUUCAUCCAAAGAUUAUGAUGCCGACAUGCAGCAGGCCAAGGCGGCUGGCAUUGAUGCAUUCGCUCUCAACAUUGGCCUGGACGACUACACGGAGAAACAACUCGACUUUGCUUACCAGUCGGCUGCCGACAAUGACUUCAAGGUCUUCAUUUCUUUCGACUACAACUAUUACACCACUGGCUCCGAGGCUGCCGUCGCUAGCCUCAUCAAAAAGUACGGUGGAAAGCCGAGCCAACUGAUCUACAACAACAAGAUCUAUGUGUCGACAUUCAAUGGAAACCAGGAGCCGGCCAAGACUCUCAACGCCCCUGCCCUCAAGGCAGCAGCCGGAGACAUCUACCUUUGCCCCAACUUCAUGCCCAAGGGGUCAUCAGAGGGAAUUGAUUGCGCUUUCAACUGGGCGGCCUGGCCCAACAACGGUGCAAACAGGGCACCAACGUCAGCUGUCAACCUGACCGUCGAAAUGGGCGAUACCGAUUACAAGAACUGGCUCGGAAGCAAGGCCUACAUGGCCCCUGUGUCUCCGUGGUUCUUCACUGACUUUGAUCAAUACGACAAGCACUGGGUUUUCCCUGGCGAUCUCCUCUGGCACAGCCGCUGGAACAACAUUCUCUCCUCAGCCCCUCAGUUCGUCGAGAUCAUCACAUGGAACGACUAUGGCGAAUCCCACAACGUCAUCGACCUUCCCGCCGGCUCGACUGUAGACGGCGCGGCCUGGUCCUCCGAUAUGCCUCACCACGGCUGGCUCGAGAUGGCCUUGCCCUACAUCAAGGCCUUCAAGUCCGGCGCCACCGCCCCUGCCAUCGAGGAGGAGAAGCUCGUAUACUGGUACCGCACUUCCAGGGUCGCCGACUUCCCCAAGGCCAUUGAAGGAAAGGAGACGCUCCGCGACUCUGUGUUUGUGGUCGCUCACCUCAAGUCCGCGGGUACUGUCACUGUCACUUCUGGAUCGACGUCGCAGACGUUCGAGGCCCAGGCUGGCGCGUCGGCUUUUGAGGUUCCUAUGGGUUAUGGCCAGCAGACUUUCAAGUUGAGCCGUGGAGGGCAGGAUGUCUUCAGCGGCACUGGUAAGAAGCAGAUUACCAACCAGGGUACCAACUUGAACGCCUAUGUUGGUGUAGCCAAGGCAUAA
Messenger RNA from Periconia digitata, 1639 nucleotides. The record is from the annotation of a GenBank genome assembly. Lineage: Eukaryota; Fungi; Ascomycota; Dothideomycetes; Pleosporales; Periconiaceae.